Messenger RNA from Rhizophagus irregularis DAOM 181602=DAOM 197198, 1967 nucleotides. RefSeq lists its product as uncharacterized. Gene Ontology annotation, cellular component: membrane; GPI-anchor transamidase complex. The record is from RefSeq and is a predicted model, not a curated record. NCBI's taxonomy places the organism in Eukaryota, Fungi, Glomeromycota, Glomeromycetes, Glomerales, Glomeraceae. Gene Ontology annotation, biological process: attachment of GPI anchor to protein.
UUUUUAUUUUUUUUUUAUCUCUGUCAUGUCAGAUACUGCUCACGCGUUAAAAAGAAUUAGAACACGGAGAAGAUUAUUUCGAACUCUUAAAAAAUGGAUUUCAAAACUUCGGUUUCUUUUAUUCGCUGUUGGGAUAUGUUGGCUAUUUAUCCUCCCAUCUGAACAAUAUCACAAAAGCACCUAUAUUUCAGAAAACGCCCUUCUUCCUGGUCAGGUCAAUACAUAUUAUAGUUGGGGUCAAGUUCAUGAAGCAGCAGCUUUUCGAGAUAAUAUAACCUUAUUAUCAAAUUCUUCAAAUAUAGAGAAAGCUGCUUAUAUAGAAAAUGAGUUACGAAAAGCUGGAUUAAAAACAGCAAUGCAAAAUUUCACGUUUAACAUGUCUGGAAAGAAAAUUUCUGGAAUAAAUGUUUACGGUGUAUUCAAAGCACCACGCGCAGAUGGGACGGAGGCACUUGUAUUGAGCGCUCCAUGGAAAUCAAAUGAUGGUGAAACGAUCAAUACCAAUGGAAUAGCAGCUGCCCUGUCAAUAGGAAAAUUUUUCAAGGGUUACACUUAUUGGUCCAAAGAUAUUAUUCUUCUUAUAACUGAUGGUGGAGAAGCCGGUGUUCAGGCAUGGCUUGAAUCAUAUCAUGACCAUCCUCGAUCAGCCAUUUCAUCGACGCCAUUAUUUUUAAGGUCUGGUGCAAUUCAAGCUGCUAUAAAUUUGGAUUUUCCAAGCACUAAUGAUUACAAAGCAUUGGGGAUUUUCUUUGAGGGUGUCAAUGGACAACUACCUAAUUUGGAUUUAAUAAACACGGUCAUAAGAGUCUGUCGGAGUUCAUACAGUAUUCCCAUUAUGUUGCACGAUUCGGGUCACCAUUAUUCUAAUUAUGAUAACGGCAAUUAUUAUGACUCCCUUCAUAAUUUAUUGCAGACAAUGAGACAUCAGGCUUUAUGUCAUCCAACUGGAAGCCACGGCUUAUUUUUCAGGUAUAAAAUUGACGCCAUAACUUUAUAUGGACAUACUACUGCUCAAACCUCAAAUUCAUUCAGUUUUAUAGAAAUUGGAUCAAUCGUGGAAUCAACCUUUAGAAGCUUAAAUAAUCUUCUAGAACAUCUCCAUCAAUCUUUUUUCUUCUAUCUUUUACCGACUCCAGAACGAUAUAUUUCUAUAGGAUCAUAUCUGCCACCUGCAUUAUUGUUGACUGUUGGAUUGAUUCUCCAAGCCUUAGAACUAUGGGGGAAAACAGGAGAUGAUUAUGCUGAAGAAUCAGUUUCUGAAAAUUCUCAACCAGAAUCAAGUUCAUCAAGUAAAGAUGAUAAUUAUGUUGUUCCUUUACCAUACAAUAAUCGACAAAGACAAAUUUUAUUUCCUAUGACAGUCUUGAUUGUUAGUCAUUUUGCGGGAUUACUUAUUUUCUUUGUUAUAACUAAUCAUUUUUCCUAUAACCAAUUGUCGAAAAUUUUUGGUAUACCGGAAUUUUUAUUUACAUUAUCAUUGAUUACAAGCAUAUCAAUAUUAAUACCAGCAACUUUAAUACAGAUACAAAAAUCAGAUUGGAUGGUAUUGAAAUCAUUUACUUUGGCAUUUACAGCCAUGAUAAUGUCAUGUUUAUCGGUGCUUAAUUUUAGUCUAGCAGUUUUUAGUUCAUUAAUAGUCAUAAUCCCUUUUUCAUUAUUUAAACCAACUCCGAAAUACAAAUUAUUACAAUAUUUACAAUUGCUAGUAUUGAUAAUGAUAUCACCACCUGGAAUAUUAAUAUUAAGUGGAACUAACCUAGAAAAAUUUUUAAGGUGGGCUUUAAUGGAGUACGAAUUACUUGGAAGUUAUUUAUUACCUUUUAUUUGUUGUUUUUAUUGGCCCAGUAUUUUAGUUUAUAGUGUAAUUAUUUUUUCUGAUAGUUAAAUUUAUAAAAAAAAGUAAAGAUGCCAUUAUUUUAUUAUUUUAAAUACUUGUAUUUGUUAUCUAUAAACUAAUAGAAGAAUUA